AUGCAUCAGUCCUACUGAGUAAUAACUGAAGAAUUGAACAAUGUUGUUUUAAUAAUUCAGCGGAAAGAACUUGGUGGAGAAGGAGCCAUUCUUAGGAGUUGUUCUGCAAGCGUUCGAAAAGACAAAAUGGCAACUUUGGGCGCGGGGAUGAAGUGUUUAAAGAGCUGUGUGUUUAUUCUGAACAUCAUUUGCCUACUAUGCUCCCUGGUAUUGAUCGGUGCUGGAGCAUAUGUCGAAGUGAAAUUCAGUCAGUACGGAGCCAACUUACACAAAGUUUGGCAAGCGGCACCUAUCGCCAUAAUUGUUGUUGGAGUGGUUAUUCUUAUUGUGAGCUUCCUGGGUUGUUGUGGUGCUCUAAAGGAGAAUGUGUGUAUGCUGUAUAUGUAUGCAUUCUUCUUAAUUGUACUGUUGAUUGCUGAAUUGGCCGCAGCCAUUGUCGCAGUUGUUUACAAGGAUAAGGUUUUGUCGAGUGUUAAUGAUUACAGCUUUUAGAUUGAUGCAGAAGUUGACACUCUGAUGACUGAUGCCUUGAAACAUGAAACUGAAGAAAUACGCAAUUUCAUGGACUUGGUACAAUCCUCAGUAAGUUAGAGCAAUUCUACUCUAAGUUCGUAGUUUCACUGUUGUGGAGCCAAAGGUCCAAGUGAUUACACCCCAACUGUCCCUAAUUCGUGCAAAGGCGAGGGAAAUGAAGUAUUCCCUGAGGUAAGUUGAGUGUUUAUGUUGACGUAUGCCUAAUGUUAUCAGUAUUUCUGAUAAAAUUAACCUUUUUCUUCGCCUUGUAAUGUUUGUGUCACGUAACAGGGUGUUAAUAGUGAGCUUUAAGAUUGUGGUUUGAGGAAAUAAACUGGAAUUUUGAGCAUCAAUUAGGUUCUAUUUAUUUACAGACAAGUUCCUAAAACGUAGUUUUUCUGGAUGCGAUUUGUAAACCCUCAGACUUUAAUUAUUACCAACCUGGUUUAUUUAUUACAAGCUUAUUUUAUAGUUAAUUCAGUGUUAAAAAACGUAAACAAAGGUUUUCGGAACGUUCCGCUGGUUAGUCGCAGUUUCUGCAUUUAUACUUAUAUUAAAAAUAUUUAAGUGAAACACUACAAAGCCGUUUCGGCUUUUCGAACGGGCUAGUGAUCUCUUAUGGUUUCUAACUUCUUGAAUAUAUUAUCUAAGGGGUAGUUCUACACAAGUGUCAUACUAACUAAUCGUAAUCUUGGUUGACAAGUCCUAUCAUGCCACUCUAAACGUCUAAAUCUCUUACAUUACGGACGUUAUAUUAUGUAGAAGUCGACGAAAAGUUGUACAGGUGCUAGUUAGCAAGUGGUCCGUACAUGCUCACUCUGAGGUUUACAAGGCGGGACCCAGUUACAUAUUUCGAAUUCACGGUAACUACACUUCUAACAUUGCUAUGAGUACGGUUCGUUGGCUAUAAAUCGUAGAUGGUUAGAGCUGUAUUUAAGAAUCACAAGACCCAGUUGUCUUCAGCAAAUACUAAUCAACUCUUUAAUUUCCUACUUGUUUUCAACAGAAGCAUCUUACGUUCAAUAAUCAUAGUAAAGGGAAUUCCGUUCGUCAAACCUAUUGUCUAAUACUCACAUAUAUUUCCAUCAAACACUCGUGAUCAUUAUCAACCUGUAAUAUUUUCGCUACCUGUUCACAGUCGCAUUUCAACCCGAUCAGGAACUUCCAUAACCUGCAGUUGAACGGGCAACAUGGAUUAAAUUAUGCUUAAGUGACCGAUGUUCAUCGAAAACUUAUAAUAAUUAAGGUUUAUUGUUCUGCUGUCGUUUACACUCCUCCUCUGAUUUUGUCGACACUGCUGUUUUUUAAGCGACAUACUAAACUAAAGCUGUUAGCUGAAAUAAGUGUUAGUAAGGAUGGAGGAAGUGCCACGUAAAUUUUGAUAGAUGGUUACUAAUCUCGAUGUAACCUGCAGCUGGCAGUUUAUUAUUUGACCAGUUGGGUAUUUCACGGUAGUCAUGUUUUUGUACAGGUGACUGUCUUAAUUCAUUGAUAUUCAUGUUCCUUGUCUGGUUCUUUGAACUGAUAUGUUAAAAGUAUGUUAAGUAAGUUGAAUUACGCUUCAGUCUUCCAAAUCCACUUUGCGCCGUGAAUUACCACUGGUCGAUCAUGAGUCAUUCGCACCAAAGCCGUGAGCUAAGGUAGCCAAGUUGACCACACCUCGUGUGCAGCUAACUUAAACAUAAGUCCAACAAAUUCUGCUCGCACAACAGUUGUGGUAACAACAGAGGAACUAAACCAGGCCUCGAAAUUGAGGGGCAACAAGAGGCGUACGACGAAAUAAGAACUAACUGAUUGUCGUUUGCCAUGAAUUGUUUCCAUAUCAAGUGACAGUUCAAAGUUGGCGCCAGCUGACAAGGUCCGCAUCUUCAUAAAUUGUGUUCCUUAUCUUCAUAUUCCAUUAAUAUUCUUUUAUUCACUACGACGGAUUUUAUUCGCUCGUUUUUCCUUCCCAGCCUAUAUCUUGUGUUAUUUUGAGGCGUGACUCCUAUAGCCUGCGUUUUUGUGUCCGGAUCUUACUAGUCCAAUCUAAACUUUCCUUAUACUUUCUUUAGUAAUAUGAGCUGUCCUCAAACACUACUGCAAAAUGUGCUCUUAUUUACUCAUGUUCUUUGGACAACCGUUGUGCGUAGUCAUGCAAACAACACCCUAGCAAAGAUGCAUGUUAGUUCAAGCUGUCAUUCUCCACAUCAGAUUAAGUAAAGACGACGUGUAAAAACACCAGCAAUUUUACAAGCUCAGAAGGCGAAAAUGCAAAGGAACAUAGAUAAUUCAUGAUAAGGGUCUCAAGAUUUUGAAAAUGAAGCGUGGGUGCAUCUUCACAGUCAAUUUCGAUGUAUAUCACUUAAAUUCCCUAUUUAUUGAUUUUGACUGUCUUAUGCACUUCAACUACGCAAAUCCUCCAGGCUAACGAUACGGGACUUCACAAAUUAUGUUUAUUUGUUCUGAACUGAACCAUUGAAAACGAUUGAGAUGCGUUUCUCACCUCCCUUAAACUAACUGGUACUUCAGAACUGGCUAAUAAUGAUAUUCCAUUUGAUGGUAGGUCGCGCUGAUCCCCACUCACUCAAGUCAAACCCUUCCAUAUGAAUCAGUGUUGAGGGGGUAUGACUCAAAAUCGAUCUCCAUCGCAGUUGCAUUCACAUCCUAAUCUUAGUCAUCAUGCGGAAUCCUGCUACUGUUUUGUCCAUUCAUCUCUUUUUACUAUCUACCACUUUUGAGUACCCUCUUCCUUAUUUCUCUGUCCCAUCUCUGCGCCCUCCACCUUGAUAUGCUGACAUGAGGUGUGACACCUCGGACCGUUACGCAGCGAUCGCAGACCUCAUGUUGAUACUGAGUGACUGAGUCGGUGACUGAUAAAGUCUCUUUACAGAUAAAAAGAAUGGAAUUAUUUUUUACUAAUUUGCACCACUUUUCGUUCACGGUCCUAAACUAAACACUUACAUCACUGAAUGUAGAGAAAAUGAUAAUGCACCGAGGUGUUUGACCACUGUUGCCUUUGUAGUAUUUAAUGUAUGUCCAAGGACUACAAAGUGAGUUGCGUAGAUGUUAUAUGAAGGUUAGAUUAAAAGAUGAAAGUAAUUGACUGAUUUAUUUGGGUUGUGCUAGUCUCUUCAAACUAUUGUUUAUACCCAGUAUUCGUUGCCAACUAAAGUAGCUUUAUAUUUCAAAAAGGUUGAAGGCAGCCAAACUAAAACUUGGCAUUAAUGCAUUAAUCUUUUUUUUGUUGGUCUGAGCUGUGUGACGAAAUGCAAACAUCUAGGUUGUGGGCCGUUCAACCGCUGAAAUCUACUUUUAAGACUAGACACUGACAGACAAAAUCAACUUAGGACCAACCUCGCACAUGAGUGGAUGGAAAAAGAGCAAUGUUGAGGUUGGCCAAAGAAUAUGUAAUAAGGAAGAAUUCUAAAUAUGAUUCGUGAAAAUGUUCAAACUGUAAAAAAUAUCAAAGAGUAAAAACGUCUACGUCAUUGUGACCGAUUUUGAGCUAUUUCACUAAGGCUCUUCAACCGUAGAUUCCUAUUUUUCGAGGACCUCAGGCGGGUAGUCUGCACAUCUCUACGCGUCUCAGGACAAAGAUCAGACAUUUUGUGGAUUGAUUCCACGCCAUGUUGGUGUCAUCCUGAACAUUCUUUCAAGCCAUUGCAACUUCAGUUAACACCACACGGCGUAGGUAGUGGCUCAAGAUAUACAUCUUGUGUCCAAGACACCUCAGUCUCUUUAAGUUCGCAACUUCAUCUACUGGCAUUCUUUUCUUGUCUAGUACUCUUCACCUGACCUCGACGUUGUUCACAUGGUGAUCCCACUAUACAUGGGAAAUACUACGAAUACACCUGUGUUCGAAAUCAUGUAGGCUCUUCAUAUCUUUCAACAACCGUACCUCAGCCAUAUAAUAGAAGAGAGCAAACUACAGCUCAGUAUACUCGUCCUCUAACGAGUAGUUGCGUGUAUCUCCGGUGUUAGACAUAACUGAGUUUGACGAAUAACAAUUGUGCCUUCUGCAUUGGAGCUGAAAAACUUUCCGUGAUCAAUACAUUUGUGCUAAAUGAAGUGGUCAACACAUUUCAUCACUUCACUCCAUAUGCUAUUAUAUUUGGCAUGGUAUAUUUUCGCAACUGAGAUUUAUACUUGAAUGUUUUCACACGCGUUACGGAUUUUAUAUGCCUAGUAUUUUCUUAAUGUUUCGUCUUCUCUUCAUUUCAGGGUUGUGUGGAUGUAUUCGGGGCAUUCUUGAAACGGAAUCUAAUAAUUGUUGCUUGUGUCGCUUUCGGUGUAUGCUUCUUCCAACUGUUGAGCAUCAUUAUAGCCUGUUGUCUAGGCCAACAAAUAAGAGAAUAUGAAAAUGUUUAGCUGGAAAGUAGAUGCACAGUGUAUGUGGAUGCGUGCGUGUGUAAACACUUCCUUUUCUCCUGGUUUUUAUCAAUAAUGCUUUUUUUUAUUGCCUAGAUAAUUGUGCCUUGGUUAUAUAUAUUCUUGUAAUGUGUCGACUACAUUUACGAUCAUGAUUCUUCUAAUGACAUCCUAUAUAUUAUGUACUUACUACCAUUGUCACUGACAGCGCAUUGAUUCCACAGUAUACUUAUUGACGUAUACCUGCAAAAUUAUGAUGAUAAUCAAAUUGCCUUCUCUUCCCUCUCCUUUUCAUGUCACAUUCAUGGUGUGCAUCUCUUUCUUGACAUUCGUUUAAUCAAUGCUUCUGCAUAUAUAUAUACACGUAAAUUUUCAUUCUCGAUGAUGAAAAAUGUGUUGUUUUACUUUUUAAAAUUAUGCUUUGUUGUUCUCCGAUAUCAUUGGAAAAUUUUCUUGUAUAAAUAAAUACACGCCUGUUGUUCAAAUUA
This is a messenger RNA of Heterobilharzia americana, 5351 nucleotides long. Lineage: Eukaryota; Metazoa; Platyhelminthes; Trematoda; Strigeidida; Schistosomatidae. The record is from the annotation of a GenBank genome assembly.